AUGACUUCAAACUUCUUUAAAGUUGUACUCGCCAAGUCCGUUGCGCUCAGUGAGCUCGAUGAUGCAAACCAGAAGAUUGCAAGAUUCGUCAAAAGGGCGAAGGAAUGCGGGUUUCAGGGAAUAAUUGAAGAGGAUUUGCCUCGGCUGGUAGAGGUUACAGACUACGAAUCUUUCAACGCGUUUGUGAAACAAGAAAAGAAGGCGGAUCCUCAUCUGGCUGAAAUGCUUAAGUUCAUUCCAGACCUCAAAUGGAGUUUGGAUGAGAGCAUGACCACCAUUGGCUACGUCUACCAUCAGGUCUCCGAGCUGCAUGUCCUCUACUCCUAUUCUAACAUUUUGUCGGUACCUAACUGGAUGAGCAUAUGGGAGAGAAGCUUUCGACAAGAACAAAGAUCAGCGACAACUUCGGUGAUGCUUCUUGCACUGACAAAUACGCAAGUAACAGACCGGCCGAUGGGGGGCAUAUUGAUAUUGAAGUUGAGUCGUCUGGUGGUGGAGGAUCUGCUGGUGCAGCUGCGCGACAAGAGCGAAGAUGACCCUUCUCUGCAAGAGCAGCUAGAUAAAUUUGAGCAGGCACUGAAAAAGUCUAUCCUUGAAAGCGUUCGACAAGUCCUCAUCCGCAUGGCACUUUUAAUUGAAUCCAAUUGGCUUUGCUCCGAAGAAGUGCUGCAAGCGCAGUUCCCAGAUGUACUCGUCACGGCUUACCGCGCCAGAGGCAGCGGAGGCCCCACGGCGGUGGUAGAGAGGGGUGAAUUCGGCAGUGAAAUUUCGGAAUCAGUGGUCACUGCCCUGAAUCAGAACCUGAACGCUAAUGAGAUGUACGUGCAGCUGAGUGUUGCGGAUCCAAUAACUGCACAGAAAUCGGACACAGCCUUCAUCUCUGCGUUGAAAGCUGCCAGCAUGUUCAAACAGAGACUGGAGGAUGACCCUUCGUUGCCGGGCGUGGGCUUGGCAGAGGUGGUGUAUUCAACCUUUAAUGACCUCCAAUAUGCUGAGAUAGCGGUUGGGGGUAAUUCAAGGUACGACCCGGACCUCCAUCUGCUGCUCCAGGUGCCGUCAGAGCACUUCAAAGACGCCGCUUCGUUUCAUGAAUUGUUCAUGGGAGCCAUUCUUGUCCAACCGCUGACAUAUGCAACUCCUCGUCACGUACGCAUGGAUAGGGUGCGGGUGAUGGGAUAUGCAAUGAAAGUUGGAUCCGCGAAACCUAUCCGCAUGGGCAAGUUUGGUAGUGGGUUAGCAUACAGCGAGCAAGCCCUAAUUGAUCAGUUGAUACAACGGCACGGAUUUGUUGUCCACGUUCUUGUCCUUGGCCUUCGUAACGACAUCGGGAGGAGAGAAGCCGAGGCGACAGCUGAGGAAAUAUAUAAACGGUUCAAGAGCAGAACUAGAGGCACAAUCAACGUCAUCUUCUUGGAGCCCGUUAAACCGCCAGAGGCAACCGUAGCAGGCGACUACGUCCAUCGAGAGGAGGGGUACCCUGGUUGGGUGAUAGGCGUUGCCGUUGGCGCGGUGACGUUAUUCUUUUUAGGUUUAUUGGGAUGCUUAGUUCUGCGGAAGCAUGUGAGCAUGCCUUGGUGGAUAGACUGCUUCUGCAGCCCAUCGCCCCCUACAUUCCAGUCGAAACAGGAGAUGACUGGUGGUCAUCCUGGGGAGUUCAGCAGGUCCUCAUCAUUCCGUCCUUCAGUUGAGACAGGCGAUAGCCCGUACUUCGAAUCUGACGAGGUAAAGCCGACCAAACGUAUGGGGAGCACCCCCGUGAGGGGGGCCCCAACAGAUGUGAGCCUAGGAUGGGAUGCGGGGAAUCUGUCAACGCUGGAGUUGGCCCGUUCAAAACGAAUGGAAUCCAAGCGACAAGGGAAGGUACAAACAACGCAUCUGAAUUCUAUCCCAGAGUUCAUUGCUGAAGCCAAAUUGCCAAGUGGAUGGGUUGCUCAGAGUUCUGGCAAGACGUCGCACGAUCGAUGA
Molecule: messenger RNA, 1965 nt
Organism: Eimeria mitis
Lineage: Eukaryota; Apicomplexa; Conoidasida; Eucoccidiorida; Eimeriidae
Exons: 4
Coding region: 1-1965 (654 amino acids)
Source: RefSeq, a predicted model, not a curated record